UUAAAAAAAAAAGCUGCUGAGGAUUCAACUCAGUUUAAAAAAAAAAAACCAAAAAACUAAUAUACGUUCAUAGGACAUUUGAUCUCCUGUGUGUAGUUGGGCGGAUUAAGCUUUCAUGGAGUCCCCUUGAUGUUUAUACAUGCAGUUCUAAUCAUUCUUUGACACUAGUUUCUUGGGGCUGUUUUCUGCAGCAAUACCCAAAUAGAACAGAAGGCAAAAAUAAUAAAAGCCAGCAUUUAUGGAGCACUUAGUGUGCUGGUUAGUGGUGAUUAGUUCAUUUAAUACUUACUUCAAAUGGUAGGGGCUAUUUAAUCCCUUUCUGAUAAGAUCACAUGGCCUCCUCUAAAAUCCAGGUAGUUAAUUUAUAAUUGAAAUCUUGCAACACAGCUUGAACUUAACUUGGGAAAUGCUUGUAUUUCAACAAAAUUAUUUAUUUUAUCUUUUUCCUUUUCCUGUCACCCAAAUACCCCUAACCAUGCUUAUACAGCAGUGUGGGAUUGGAACCCAGGCAAUCUGGGAGCUCCAGCCCCCUGCUGCUUAAUGAACAUCCUUUAUCUCAAGGCACAUGGAAAGGAGACUCCAGAAAGGAAAAGCAGAUGGCAUUUGAUAAAAUCAGUGUUGCUACAAAAUUGCAUACCAGUAAUAAUGAAUUGAGCUAGAAAUGAAAAUUUUAUUCUGGAAACCUCUUAGUGGUGUUUAAAAAAGAAAAAAAAAUCUGCAUACCAAUAGAGACUGCAUUUACAGAAUGCUAGUCCUGUAACAUUACUCAACAUUCUCCCUCCAAAACUCAUUUUCACCUUGAUAAUGAAUUGCCCCUGAAAAUCAAGAUAGACUGUCAUGCAUAUACAUUUUUCUUUUGAAAGUGUUUUGGCAUUUUCCUACCUGACAGCUAGUAAAACAGAUGAUUGAUUGGAUACUUUUACUAUGUCUAAGACUGAUUCUUAUUAUGGGUGGGGUUAUAAUGAAAAUAAGGGCAUUUCCUGAGGAGUAACAAGCCCAUAGGAGGAGUCUUUAUCCUCUAAAUUAGAAAAGCCUAGCACUCAUUGGUGCCCAGGAAGUGCCCUAGACUGGCAUUGUCUUGUUGUUCUAAUCUGAAAAUGACAGCAUAGAACACAGCCGAAGGCAUGAAGCAUUUUAUUAUGGGUGAUGCAGCUUUAAUUGGUAUGUGGAAGGCAUGCUUGUGGAAUUAGUCCUCAGAAUACUGGCCAACCAGAUCACUUUCAACAUUUCCCAGUGUUUAGUUUCGUCUUAUAAUUAAGGAACAACGAGCAUUUCCUGACAGCUAAUAACUAGCUAAAGGAGUUAGAAGCCUCAUUAGGUUUAUAAUUUAUCAAAUUCUAAGCUCUUCAUUUGAAGUGUUGCAAAAAGAGAAAGCAUCCUCCAAUUCCAAACUGAUUAAAGACAAUCUCUCCAAGCAUAUUUCAUAUGUGAGUGUUAAUUUGUUCAUCAAAGGCUGACUUUGUUAUUUUCCAAGUUUUUUUGAAAUAACAAUUAUUACAUAAGCAGGAAAAAAUGUUUAUGUGGCUUUAAUAGAGAUAUAUUGAACUGUGUACACACACACACACACACACACACACACACACACGUGUGCCUACUAAAACAAAAGUAAAAUCAAUAGGCCAUGUAUCCUUUAAGGCUCUUUUUGUGACAAUUCCACAUGCUUUCCUGAGAGCAUGCUUGACUAUCCAUUAAUUCCAGAAAUAGCAUCGUUACAUGUACUCCACAAAUAUUGAUUGAGCACCUACUUUGUGCUAGGCACUAUUCUAAAUGUUGAGGAUACAGCAAGGAGACAAAAACUCCUGUCCUUACUGGGCUUGGAACCCAAUCUUAAUAAUUUCUGUCUUCAAGAUUACCCAGAAGAUUAUGUAGGCCUGGAAGACCACACAUUAAAUGUCUUCAAAGCGGUCCAGCUAAAGGUAGGAAAGGGUCCUUGCUGGAUCAUCUUGGCCACCAUACCUCUGACUGUCUUCUCAUCAAUAUGGCAUUGCGUAGUGGCCUCAGGUUUUUCUGGUUCAAAAAUCACUCCCUGAUCAACCAUACUCUUGAGAUCAUAAUCGUCCUGCUAGUGGGAAAAAAUACAAUCUUUUCUCUUAUGGGACCUAGUGCUUUCCUCUUCAUUUUGGAACCUGACAUGAGCUGGUCACAAAAUGACUUCUAAUCCCUUGAUGAAAACAUUCAUUUCUACAGUUUGAUGUGGGGACAGUCAGACCUAUAAUUUAGGCUCUGGAAUUCUAGAAAUAUGGAGCUCAAGUUACCACGAUUCUUCUAAGUGAGUUCCAUCCUGCCCAGACCACAUCGAAAAGACCUCUAGAGAAAUGGAACAGUAUCUUUCUAAUGGUACUUACUCUGAGACUUCCAUCAGAGUUCCUGUUGGGAAUCCCUCAAAUAUCUUUCCCUUCCAUAUUCUAAUGCAUCCUUGGGGCACAGUAACCCUAGGUGCUCAAAGAAACUCCAUUAUAUCUUCUGCCAUAGGAGCAACUCAAGACAUGAGAUCUUCUGGGAUCUUCAGCAUUGGCCAAAAUGCAAAGCAGAACCCCAGGAAGGCUUCUGGCAUUUGGUUAGUGUUAACACACCAGUCCUGGAUUUCAGCAUCAGAGAUGUCCAUCAUUGUCCUGCAUAGAAUAUGUGGACAUUGGCCCUGGCACCUUACAUGAAAAUUACCCUUCUGGUGUUCCAACAGCUUCUCUUGGUUCUAGACUAUCUGAAACUAAGAGUUGGGACUACCCAGUUCUCAUGUUGCUAAAUCCAAUUCUUCAAUAUGUGUUCCUGGGAACUCUUCUUGCCCUGAGUAUAUUUAAUAAACAGGCAGAAUGAGUGGUUGAUGCCCCCUUUAUUUUAUUUGAAGAUUGUUUUUUCUGAAUUUCUAUAGAAAUUCAGAAAUUUCAACAUGUUCUUCAUUACUUUAAGUGCCAUGGGAUAAAUAUUUGAAGGAAUGGGGUGCCUGGCUAGCUUAGUUGGUAGAGCAUGAGAUUCUUGAUCUCAGGGUUAUAAGUUCAAGCCCCAUGUUGGGUAUAUAAAUUACUUAAUAAUAAAACCUUAAAAAAUUUUUUUGAAGGAACAUUCAGCUAUUUUAAAUCAUUCGGCAGACUUAACAGUGCAGAAACAAACAUACAUCUCUACUCAUUCGACAGAUACUCCAAUCAUUAGGAACCCAAGGGAAACAAGUUGGUAAUUAAUGGACAUGCUAUGUGACUAUUCUCACAUAAAGUAUAGGGACUCAGAAGCAGGCUUUCACUUCAUCCCUGAAAUUACUACUGAUUUAAAGUCACUUUUCCUAAUGUGCCUGGCAAUCCCGUUUGCCUAUAAUUUCUGAAGAGUUACAGUCUUUGAAUUCAGUUCUGAAUGGGAGGAAAGAUAGUUCUAUGCAAUAUACACAUUUAUUUAAGUAAUUAGAAGUUUUCACAAGAAAGAAAAUUUUACAGUGCUUUUCUGAAUGGGCAUACUCUGUCAUGGAAAGAUGGGCCUGGAGGGGUGAACCAAAACACCGUGGAUGCCAUAGGGAGGGGCUCUCUAUUUCACAUUGUUUUUCUAGGUCUAGUGAAAACAUAAGGAUCGAAGGCUGGGCCUCACCCUGGUGAUAUAAUCAGGAAUGGAAGUUUGGUAGCAAAUAAUGAGGACAACAGAAGAACCAUUAUGUUUAGAGAAGGAAAGUUCUCAAAAAAAAAGAGAGAGAGAGAGAGAGAGAGAGAGAGAGAGAGAGAGAGAGACUACUCCAAAUAAUUCAGGCUCCUUUUCUCUUUUUCUUGUGUGAAAUGGAAUGUUUCCAUUCUCUGUUUAGCCUUUACAGGUGGUGAUAUCAUUUUGAGAAGAUACGCUUAGGGGCUUUAGAAGCCAAAGACAACCUCAGAGUCACUGGCUUCUCUGGGCAAUGGGAAUCUCGCCACAGGAGAAACAAAGUAUGAAAGUAGAAAAUUCUACCCUGAAUGACAAAUCUAUAUGUUCUAAGGAUGAAUCCAAACUUCAGAAGCUGUGGGACUGUCCUCAGUCAGAAGUGAAACUCUUUCAAUUGCUUGCAUUGGGGAAACACCCUUGUCUCUAGGUUUGGGGAUCAUGAGUCAAAGCCAAGGACUGGAACCUCGCUAAGUCUGUGUGUGUUGGGCCUUGAAAGGGAGUGUGCUAGGUUCUGGGAUUGGCGCCUCUUCUGUAAUGCUUUUCCCCUCCCAGGCCUCCAGGUCAGGUCUGGCAGGAUUUAAUGACUCUGAAUCUCUGCAAUGAGUGGCAUCUGGAUAGCCCAGGGGGACUGGCAACAGCACAAAAUUGGCACAGGGGUUGGAGAGCAGGUGGAGGGAUAGAGAGCUGGAUGCCUAAAAGGUGGUCUUUUGGGGGAGGUCAAAAAAAUCUUUUGCCAAGCCUGUUAGGUGAGUCACCAGGAGAACUGAAUCUCAACUGUUGUCCAUUCUAAAUUUUUUUUCAAAAAUAGCACUGAAUGUAUAGAAACUUCUGAAAUGAAUUGUCUGAUACUGUAUACUUCUAUUUACCCCUAAAAAGAGAAAGUUACAUGGUUGGUUGAUAGGUUGUUAGUUAUUUUCAAUGCAUGGACUGUCUUUAAACUCCAGUUAUUAGUGUUAAACAAAUCAAAAAUAUUUUUAGUCAAAAAAUAUUUUUAGUCAAAUUUGUCUAGGAUGCAGUGGGACCCGGCCAAGUGGGUUCAACACCUUAAAGAACAUGAAUCAUCCAUGAAGAUCAUCCCUUCUCAUUUUCUUUUGAGUCAUCAUCUGCACAGCUUUAAAAUUACCUUCAGGGAUAAGGCAACAUAGCUGACUUUUUUUAAAGCAAAUUUAGAAAGACAGAAAUCUUUCAUGUCUGUUUCCCCUGAAGUAUGGCCUUAGAGAAGGAGUCCUCCGGGGAUCAUAUCCAGAGAGAUGGCGUGUUCGCCACCUCUGAAGACUCUAAAGCUUUUGUCAAACCUCAAAGUGACCUAAGCUCUUCAGGAGGGAGGGAUAUUUUAGGUCAUGAAUAACAUAGACAAACCCAGAACUCUCAUGGAUCUAUAAGCUCUUGCCUCUGUAGAAACCAGAGUGGGCUUUGGGGAGGGAGGAGUCAUCAUCCCGCACACACAUUUGUAAGGCAGUCCCCUGGAAGCAGCCAGAAGCCAGAUCUUUGAGAGGUCUCAGAACCUACCUUAAUUUGGGUUUCAAAGAACUGCUAACACCUUUGGCUAGCAACCCUAAGCAGGCUUGGUUCUGGUUACAGAGAGACCUAAACAACCCCAGAAAGUAGCUACUUACUGAGUCCCUAAUAAAUCCAAAUGGAACUCCAAAAUCCCUGCUAUUGAGGGAUGUGCAUUUCGUUGAAGUGCCCCUGGUAUCACAAGGCCCCCCUUGAAAUGAGUGUUUUCUCUGAGGAGUGUUUGGGUUCUCUUGUUUGUUUUCUGCUGUUGGCCCUUUCUGCCAUGUCCAGCUCUCUUCCUUUUCAUGGGCACAGCAGAGCCUAUUACUGCAAAUUGGUGAUGAGGCAAGGUGGCUGGGAGGUGCUCCCACAUGGGGGAGUUCUUUUGUUUUUAUAACCGGUGCCAGCUCUGAGUAGAUGGUGAGUAAGAGCCUCUUCCUCUUCCCUCUGGGCUGCCCUCGUCUCCCAUGCCAAUCUUGUUGCUGGCCUGUUUCGGAUAUGGUGCUAAGCAAGGGCGGCUGCCUGGCUCUGAUGCUCCCCAGGCUCAGAACUCAAAACUCGAGAAGGCAGCAAAAUCCAGAUGCGUGUGCAGACCCAGGCCCUGCAGGUACCGGUACCUCUGACUCCCUCAGCCCAGAGCCCCUCACCUCGGACCCCCAGCACAGGAAAGCAGCAUGGUCAGGAGGAGUUAAGCUUCGGCCGAAGCACAGGCGCAGCGACCCUGCAGGCCGACCUCACUCUUGGCAUUUAACCAAAUUGGGGGAGAACCAACCAGAGGGCAGCAUGAUGCAAAUCACUCCGGGCACGAUCGGCAGUCCUUGGCCCCAGAGAUACCAUUCCAGCUCCUCUACCAGUGACCUCUCCAGCUAUGACCACGCAUACCUGAGGCGAAGCCCUGACCACUGCAGCUCCCAGGGGAGCAUGGAGAGCCUGGAGCCCAGUGGGGGAUACCCACCCUGCCAUCUUCUCUCCCCUGCCAAGUCCACCAGCAGCAUUGACCAGCUUAGCCACCUCCACAACAAGAGAGACUCGGCGUACAGCUCCUUCUCCACCAGCUCUAGCAUCCUAGAGUAUCCGCCCCCCGGCAUCUCUAGCCGGGAGCGUUCAGGCUCCGUGGACACCACUUCUGCCCGGGGCGGCCUCCUAGAAGGGAUGAGGCAGGCAGACAUUCGCUAUGUCAAGACAGUCUAUGAUCCCCGGAGGGGAGUCUCAGCAGAGUAUGAGGUGAACUCUUCAGCCCUGCUUCUCCAAGGGAGGGAGGCCCGAGCAUCAGCAGAUGGCCAGGGCUAUGAUAAAUGGCACAGUGUUCCUCGGGGCAAGGGGGCGCCCCCCCCAUCCUGGAGCCAGCAAUGUCCCGGUUCCUCGGAGACGGCCACUUCCAACCUGGCUCCUAAAGCGGCCGCACCGCUGCCCCCAGCUCGGAGCGACAGUUAUGCAGCCUUUCGGCAGCGAGAACGGCCCAACUCUUGGUCUAGCCUUGAUCAGAAGCGGUUCUGUCGGCCUCAGGCAAACGUCGCAGCCUCCCUGAAAUCUCCCUUCAUAGAGGAACAGCUGCAUACUGUGCUAGAGAAGAGUCCAGAGAACAGCCCCCCAGCGAAGCCCAAGCAUAAUUAUCCCCAGAAGGCCCAGCCCGGCCAACCUCUACUGCCAACUGGCAUCUACCCGGUACCUUCUCUGGAGCCACACUUUGCCCAGGUGCCCCAGCCUUCUGUGAGUGGUAACGGCACGCUCUACCCAGCACUGGCCAAGGAGAGUGGGUAUACAGCUCCCCACGGAGCUUGUGACAAAAUGGCUACCUUUGACGAGAAUGGGAACCAAAAUGGAUCUAGCAGGCCUGGGUUCGCCUUCUACCAGCCUCUAGAACCUGAUUCAAUGUCCCUGGUAGAGAGGAAACCUGAAACUUCAGCCAAAUGUGUCCCCUACAGAGUCCAUUUCCCUUCAGUACCUGAAAAUGAGGAGGAUACCUCACUGGGGAGACAGCUCGCCCCUCUCCACGGCAGCAGCCCACAUCCCAAUGAGAGAAAGAGCACCCACAGCAACAAACCAUAUUCUAAUCACCACAGCCUCAAAGUGGGUGAAGACAAGAGAUCUUCCAGGCCCUCAGAGCCCUGGGAGGGUGAUUUACACGCAGACCACAAUGCCAACCUGCAGCACAGGCUGGAGAGGGAGAGCCUCCAGAGCCCGCCGAACAACUUUGGCAGGACCAAGUCAGCCUUCUCCUCUCUCCAGAACAUUCCUGAGAAUCUAAGAAGGCAGGGCAGCGUGGAGCCAGGAAGAGGAGCCCAGGACGGCUACCAGGAUGGCAGGUCCACCUGUGUAGUCAACAGCAAGGGGGAGGACUCUGGCAGGAAAGCUGUUCCCGACCACAGGAGCCACCUGGACAGGCCAGUUUCCUAUCCAAGGCCCGAGGCGAGAACCAGUGCCUUGGCCUCUUUCCCAAGUUCAGACCCAAGGUACGAGGACCCUCCCUCUCCACCCCACCAGCAGACAUCCAGUCUGGGCCGGAGGCGGCUCAGCUCCAGCAGCGCCUCGGCUCUGCAAGGCUUUCAGUAUGGGAAGCCUCACUGCUCCGUGCUGGAGAAGGUUUCCAAGAUAGAGCAGCGAGAACAAGGGAGCCAGAGACCCCUAAGUGUGGGCAGCUCUCAUUAUGGCCAUAACUACAGGCCCAACAGGACGGUUCCAAAUUCUCAUCCUUUUGGGAAGGACUUUGAGGAGACAAAAGGCAAUAUCCGUUUUUCCGACCCCACUGAACCCAUAGGCAAUGGGGAGCAGCAGCACUUCAAAAAGGAGGAGCCAAAGCUGGAAGAGGUUACCCGGCAGCCACACGGUCAGCAGUUGAGGAGGGGUGCGGAGGGCGGCCGUGGCCCCCAGCUCCAAGGCAGCGAGCCCCCGAGGCGGGACACGCACCUGCUCCGCAGCCAGAGCACCUUUCAGCUCUUCGGCGAGACGGAGCAGGAGCCCGUGUGGCUGGACGACAGGCCCAGCACGCCCGAGUCACCGGUGCUGGACGCCCCCUUCAGCCGUGCCUACCGGAACAGCAUCAAGGACGCGCAGUCCCGCGUCCUGGGGGCCACCUCCUUUCGACGCCGGGACCUCGAGCCGGGGACACCCGCGGCUUCGAGAGCCUGGCGUCCAAGGCCCGCCUCGGCCCACGUGGGGCUGCGGAGCCCGGAGGCGGCGGCUUCCGCCUCCCCACACACCCCUCGUGAGCGGCACAGCGUGACCCCGGCCGAGGGCGACCCUGCCCGACCCGCGCUCCCUGCCACCCGAAGGGGGCCGCGCCGUCGCCUGACCCCCGAGCAGAAGAAGCGCUCCUAUUCGGAGCCCGAGAAGAUGAACGAGGUGGGGAUCUCGGAGGAGGCCGAGCCGGCGCCCUCUAGCGCGCAGAAGAAGGGGCUGCGUUUCGCUGAGAGCACGGUGGCAGACCGGCGCCGCAUCUUCGAGCGCGACGGCAAGGCCUGCUCGACGCUCAGCCUGUCGGGCCCCGAGCUGAAGCAGUUCCAGCAGAGCGCCCUGGCCGACUACAUCCAGCGCAAGACCGGCAAGCGGCCCUCCUCUGCCGCCUGCAGCCUCCAGGAGCCCGGGCCACCGCGGGAGCGCUCCCAGAGCACCUACCUACAGCCCGGCCCCGCGGCCUCCGAGGGCCCCGGCCUCACCUCGGCCUCCAGCCUCUGCUCGCUGCGGGAACCGAGCCUGCAGCUCCGCAGGGAGGCUGCCCUCCUGCCCGCCGCAGCAGCGGGGGACGUGGGGGAGUCCCCACGGGCCCCCAGAGAUCGCAGCAGCUCCUUCGCUGGUGGCCAUGUCUUUGGGGAACUGCGACGUGGGGACCAAGCCCCGAGGGAGCUGCUCGCUGGAGCUAACUAUGGGCCGAAGGGCACCCAGAGGGUGGACAGGAUCCCUGGGGAGCCCUCCUCGUGGGGGGCCGCAGCCAGGAGGGCUGGGAAGUCCAUGUCUGCUGAGGACCUGCUGGAGCGCUCAGACGUCCUGGCGGUUCCUGUCCAUGUGAGAUCACGGUCCUCUCCCACUGCAGACAAGCGUCAGGAUGUGGUUUUGGGGGAAAACAACAGCUUUGGCCCUGUGAAGGAUCCGUGUUAUUUGGCUGGCCCUGGGUCCAGGUCCGUCAGUUGUUCAGAAAGAGGCCACGAAGACAUGCUGUUGCUCAAACACCAUCCUAGCCUUCAUUGGGGUGGUUCAGGCUGCAAAGCAGUUGGUGAUUCCUCUGUACCCAGCGAAUGUCCUGGACCCCUGGACCAUCAGAGGCAGGCCAGCAGAACAACACCUUGCCCCAGGCUGUUGCCCACAGGAAUGCAAGGGCAUCUCACAGACACUAGGGCUGCAUCCCUGACCCCGCUCAGCUCAGCUCUGCCUUCCCCCGUUCCCUCCAGCUCCCAGGCUGCGACCGAUCAGCUGACUGGAAGGGACUGUCAGACAGGGCAACAGCCACUUCCUCCAUACACCCCAGCAGUGACCCACAGAAGCAAUGGUCACAGCCUGGUCCAGCCUGCCAGUCCAAGAGGCCACGAGCCCAACAGCCCGGAGCAUGGGCUAGAAGAGGCAACAAGGAAGCGGGUCUCGUUGCUUCAGCGGCCUGCCCCACCUCGGGUGAAGUGGGCCCACACGGUCAGAGAGGACAGCCUCCCUGAAGAAUCCUCGUCACCUGAUUUUGGAGACCUGAAGCACUACAAAACACAGCAGACUCCUCCAAGCUCAGGCAGCACUCUAGACUCGCCUCUUGGGGCCCCAAGCACUCCAGGGAGGAUCUCCCUCCGAAUAUCUGAGUCGGUCCUGCUGGCCUCCCCACCACCUCGGGAAGAUGAUGAUGAUGAGGUGUUUGUGAAGGACUUGUACCCCAACGCCACUUCCAGCCCCACAUUUGAACUUCCCCCACCCCCACCGCCUCCGCUGAGCCAGGACACCCCAGUGAAUAGCUUGGAUGACUUUCCUCCACCUCCUCCCCACGCUCUGUAUGAGGCCGAGCUGGACAGUGAGGAUCACAAGGAGCCCUGUACCAGCAGCUCCAGCAAAUUUGCCAAGGUGACAGUUGCCAAGGAAAGGCCCAUGCCUGGUACAGUCCAUUUGGUUGGCAGUCAGAUACCAGCUUCCAGAUCGCAAACUUCUAUCAAGGGUUCAGAAGCCAACGAGACCAACCCACCCUCCACCAUGGGCGCUCUGCCCCAACUUGCUGGGGCUCUUGGCAAGCAGCCAGGCCCCGGGCAGCCAUCUCCCAUCCACAACCCAGUCAGUGGGACUCAGAGUUUAGAAAAGAAUGUUAGUUCUGGUCCUCAGAAGACCUCAGAAGACAUCAGAACAGAGGUUCUGGCAAAGGAAAUUGUCCACCAAGACAAAUCUCUGGCAGACAUUUUGGAUCCAGACUCCAGAAUGAAGACAACUAUGGACCUGAUGGAAGGUUUGUUUCCCCGAGAUGUAAACUUGUUGAAGGAGAACAGCAUAAAGAGAAAGGCCAUGCAAAGAACUGUCAACUGUGCAGGAUAUGAAAGCAAGAGGAGUGAAGACAAGGAGGCAGUGGGCAUGCUGGUGAACUGUCCUGCCUACUACAGUGUGUCUGCUCCCAAGGCUGAGCUUCUGAACAAGAUCAAGGAUAUGCCAGAGGAGGUGAAUGAGGAAGAGGAGCAGGUGGAUGUCAAUGAAAAGAAGGCCGAGCUCAUUGGAAGCCUCACCCACAAGCUUGAGACCCUGCAGGAAGCGAAAGGGAGUCUGCUGAUGGACAUCAAGCUCAAUAAUGCCUUGGGGGAAGAGGUGGAGGCUUUGAUCAGUGAGCUCUGCAAGCCGAAUGAGUUUGACAAGUACAAGAUGUUCAUCGGGGACUUGGACAAGGUGGUAAACCUGCUGCUCUCCCUCUCAGGGCGCCUGGCCCGGGUGGAAAACGUCCUUAGCGGCCUCGGUGAAGAUGCCAGUAAUGAAGAAAGGAGCUCCCUCAACGAGAAGAGGAAGGUCCUGGCUGGGCAGCACGAGGAUGCCCGGGAGCUCAAGGAGAACCUGGAUCGGAGGGAGCGUGUAGUGUUGGACAUCCUGGCCAACUACCUGUCAGAGGAGCAGCUCCAGGAUUACCAGCAUUUCGUGAAAAUGAAGUCAACACUCCUCAUUGAGCAGCGAAAGCUGGACGACAAGAUCAAGCUAGGCCAGGAACAAGUCAAGUGUCUGCUGGAGAGCCUCCCGUCUGAUUUCAUUCCCAAGGCAGGGGCCUUGGUUCUGCCCCCAAACCUUGAGAGUGAAACGGCUCCUGUUGGGGGGUGUACUUUAAGUGGUAUUUUUCCAACAUUAACCUCCCCACUUUAACCUCUUCUAAAACACCCAACCAAAAGAUCACCCUUUCUCUCAACACUAUUUAAUCUGAAAAAUGUUUCAGUACAAACCACCAUUUAAACUCUAUGGGUUAUUGGGGUUUUUCUGGAUGAAAGGAAAACAAACAAACUAUCCAGGAAAAAGCCUGUUUCUUCCUUCUCACCCUACAUGAUUGAUCUGAGAGCUUGAAUGCUGCUGGGAACUUACUCCUUUCUAUGAUCACUUUCUAGUAGAAGGAAAAUUAAUGAAACUGUGAGAACCGAUGGGAGGGCGUUCGAUUUAGUUUUUAACAGGCUGAGGCAACAUAAUGAGUGUCACCCUCAGGAAUGUAUUCACAGUGGCCUUCCUUGCUUGUGGGUGGUAUAUCUUGACAACAGGUAUAAGAACUCAUUAAUGAAGGGUCUGCAACAUAAAGCCUUAAAGAGAAACACCCACAGAAGAAAACUGUAAAACCUUGAACAUUGUCGUUAUUUAUAUUUUUUAAAAUGAGAAAGAUCAUUAUGUUUGUGUGCUAACCACUUAUUUGAUUCUGUUUUGUGGUGGACAUAGGCAGUUAUGUUUGAGCUUUGUACUUUGUGAAAACCUUAAUGAAAUGAAGAAUUCCAAAGAUAA
Messenger RNA from Acinonyx jubatus (cheetah), 12024 nucleotides. It is a transcript of the gene SHROOM3, whose product is annotated as shroom family member 3. Gene Ontology annotation, cellular component: cortical actin cytoskeleton; adherens junction; apical junction complex. The coding region runs from base 5527 to 11406 and encodes 1959 amino acids. The record is from RefSeq and is a predicted model, not a curated record. The transcript has 10 exons. NCBI's taxonomy places the organism in Eukaryota, Metazoa, Chordata, Mammalia, Carnivora, Felidae. Gene Ontology annotation, biological process: actin filament organization. Gene Ontology annotation, molecular function: actin filament binding.